GGAGCUGCCCGCGCCGGCGGCGCCCCUCGGCUCCGGGCGGGCCACGGCGCUGCUCGCGGCGUCGCCCGCGGCAGAGCCCCUGUCCGGCCGCUCCACGUCCAGCAGCGGCCCCUGGCGCGAGGUCGCUCGCGCGAGCAGCCGCGCCUCGCGCCAGCACGAGGGCGCCGAGGAGGGCGCCGAGGAGGGCGCCGAGGAGGGCGCCGCGUCGCGCAGCACGCAGCCGUUCCAGAGGGCCGCGAGCAGGGCUGGGCUCCUGUCGCGCCUCGCGCCCGGCCGCAGCCAGGGGCGGGCACAGAGCUGCCCCCACCUCCGGGCGGGCCGCUCCUCGAGCCACCCCAGCCCCGCGCGCGCAGGGGAGUUCGACCAGGGUAAUGCCCUCGUGAUCAGCGGCCACGCCUGCGACACGCCAAGCUUCCCGCACGAGCUGCGCGAGGACGCGCCCGGCUCCCGGCGCGAGCCGCGCAAGGUCCAGAGCCGCGCGCAGGGCUGCCAGACCGCCAUUUGGGUCGACGCGCAGCAGGUGAGGCUGCGGCUCCAACAGCCCGAGCACGGCGCCGAGGCCGCGGCGGGCGAGGCAGCUUCGGGGCCCGACCCGCUGGCCGUAGAGCGCGAGCUGGCCGAGCUGGCCUGGAAGUUCCUGCGUCAGCCGAGGGGGCGAUGGUGGCAGGGCCUGCUCCGGAGCCUCGAGCAGCGGCACGGCGCCCUCCCGAGCUGCGGGGCCGCUGUCGCGCAGGAGCUCGGCGCCGCGGGGCUCCAGCGGUCCUGCCAGCCGCCCGCGGAGCCUGCCCCGCCUUGUGCCCCGCCGGCCACCUCUGCCGCACCAGCCCCGGGGGCCUCUGCUCCACAGGCAGCAUCCUCGCCAUCUUCUGCGACGGACGGCAAGCUGACCAGCCAGCGACAGCACCCAGUGGCGCCCGCGUCGGCUUCGCCAGCGCCUGAGCCAGCGGCGCCUGAGCCAGUGGCGCCUGCGCCUGGUGGCCCACCGCCCGAACCGGCGGUUCCAGAAACAUUGGCGGGCACGACCCUGGCGGGGUCAGCUGCGCGUGCCGACCUGGCGGCGGGCAUGGACUCGGUGCUGGCAGACGUGGCCGGCGCAGACUUGGCGGCGCCAGUUGCGCGUGCCAAGCCUGCGACACCCACCUCUGCCGACGCCGCGACGCCCAGAGAGCAGGACAAGGACACUGGCCCAGCGGGCUGCAAUCCGCUGGUUGCGCCGCUGGAAGCCGAGAAGUUCGGCCAGGCAUCGGCGAUUCCGCUGGAGACGUCAGUGGCGACGCCGGCAGCAGCCAGGCCCAUGGCAGUUGCAUCGGCAUCGGCAGCGGCGGCGAAGCCAGACGCAAUGACAGUCGAGAGAGUGUCCGCGGCGUCGGAUAGCCCCGCUGCGUCCAUAGUUACAGCCCCCGCCGACGGCGGUCCUGCCGAGGCAGCACACGGAGAAGUCGAUACGAUCAGGCCAGCUUCCACCACGAGAGCCGACUCGCAGCUGGAGCAGAGCUCUUCGCGGGCCCUUCCAGGCGACGUAACGCCAGCGUGCGACGGGAGCCAGCUCGGCGUCGUCCAGCCGCUUUCGCGGAGUGGCAGCAGCCUAGGCCAGAGUGCGACGAGGAAGAGCUCGGCCGACUCCGACGUGGCCGCGGCCAGGGUCAGCGGCGGCAGCGGCUCCCCUGCGCAGGGAGACGACACAGUUCACCGCGCCCAGCGCCAUCUCUUGACCGACACGCCAGCGAGCCGGGCGAGCCGGUCGCCGACGGGCAAGCUCGCCGAUCCCACCCUGUCGGCCAUCGAGUCGAAGCUGGGAGGCCCGCCGCAGGAGAAUGGGCACCCCGCCGCGGGAGGCCCGCUGCCCGACCUGUGGUCCGUCCUGCCCCGCCGGCCGGCGAAGAUCGCCACCGCGCGGCGCGCGACGGAGGGCACGCGGGCGGCGCCACGCGAGGCGCAGCCGCCGAAGCCGGUCAGCGUUGCCGGCCUCGACUUGCCAGAGCAGCCGCCGCCGCCGCCGCCGCGGCGGAGGGCGGCAGAAGCUACCCAGGCGAGGCGGCGUGAGGCCGGUCCGCCGCCGAGCGGUGCCCAGCCGCUCGGGGAGGGUCUGCCAGCCGCUCGAGCGGCAGAGGCGAGCCUGUCGCCGCACACCGCCCCAGAAGGCUCCGCGGCCUUGCCCGCGAGCGCGCGGAGGCGGAGCCGCAGGUCCCCUACGAGGUCCAGGGAGGUGGCCCCGCUCGGGGACGACCUGCCCCUCGUGCCCGCGCCGCCGCUGCUCGCCAGCGCGCCGCCGAGGAAGGUGCACACCCUCGCGGCCCUGACGCAGCUGCACCAGCAGGCGGCAGACCCCGGCGGCCCGCCCGGCGCCGCGUCGUCGAGGUCCGCCCGGGGGCGGCACGACCCGCGCGCGCUGGGCUCGCUGCUGGAGGGUCCGCAGACUGCGCGGCUGCCCCCCGGGGCCCUGGGCGCCGGCCAGCUGGCGAGCGGCCACGAGGAGGCGGAGCUGACGGGGCCGGCGCCGCCCGCGCCCACGCCCGCGGCGCCGCCCCCGCCGCGGGAGGAGAGUUGGCGCCAGCCGGGGCGGAGUGUGCGCUUGGAGAUGGACGUGCGGCAGGAAUGGCCCCGCCGAGCGCGGAACUGGAGUCGCUGCUGACGCGGCCGAAGCGCAGCGCCGCGGGCACUGGUUGCGACAGCCAGGAGAGCAGGUUCCGCGUCGACGCCAGCAAUGAGCGGCUGCCGCAGCUGCUGGAGGGCCUGCAGGUCUGUCCGGAGGCGCAGCCCUCGCCGCGCCGGGACAAUGUCCGCAGAGUCGACAAGGGCUCCGCCUCGAGCGUGCUGGGCCGCGUGCGCAACAGCCUGGAGAGCAACUACGGCUCUCUCAACGUGGCCUGGAGGCACAUCGAGGCGGCC
This is a messenger RNA of Prorocentrum cordatum, 2889 nucleotides long. The record is from the annotation of a GenBank genome assembly. NCBI's taxonomy places the organism in Eukaryota, Dinophyceae, Prorocentrales, Prorocentraceae.